CCCCCCAGCGGCAGAGCGGCGCCUCGGUUCUGCCUCCGCUCGCGCUCGCCGCCGGCAUUCCGGCAGUUCCUGCUCCCGGCCGGCCUCCCAGAGUGUAUCGAUCGCCGCGAUGGACGACCCGGGCGCUUCCGCCGACCCCGCCGCGCGCCACCACCUGUCGCCGCAGCAGCUCGGGGGCCAGCCGCCGGUGCCGCGCUCCCCGACCCCGCUCGACCUGGCCUCCGCCGCCGCGGCGUCCGGGUAUCGCCGCCUCUCGCCGUCGCUGCGGCCGCCAGCGCACCCGCAGGCGCGCCUCUCGUCGCCCUACGGCCAGAUCCCCUCGCCCGGCGCCGGCGCGCACCACGCGCGCUCGCUCUCCCAGCCGCUCUUCUUCUCGCUCGACUCGCUCCCGCCGCCGCCCUACGCCGAUCUGGGCGCCGCGCCCGCCGUGCCUCCCUCCCCGCCGCCGUCGACCUCCGACCCGCCGCCUCUCGGCCUGCCGCCCAGGAGGGCCGGCCACCGCCGCUCGCAGAGCGACAUCCCGUUCGGCUUCGCGCAGCUCAGCCCGCCGCUGCCCCCGCCGGCGCCGGUCAAGCGCGAGGUCACCGCUGCGGCCGACGGCUGCAGAUCGGACGGCGGCGGCGGUGAUGACGCCGCCCUCUACGACCUCGUCAACGCGUACAUGGACCUGGACGGGCUGGACCCGCUCAACUCGUCUGAGGACCGCCACGACGACCGCGACAGUCGUGCCAGCGGCACGCGCGCGGGGAGCGCGGCCGAGAGCAGCGAGAACGAGGCGGAGAGCCAGUCCACGUCCGCGGACAGGAAGGACGGGGGCAAGUCCCGCCAUUGUCGCAGCCUGUCCAUAGACAGCUUCAUGGGCAAGCUCAGCUUCGCCGCAGGGGAGGAGUCUCCGAAGCUGCCGCUGCCGUCUCCUGGUGGCAGCCUCACCAGGAGCGGGAGUGGCUCACUGGAAGGUGGUGCUGUCGCGCUGUUCAAUAUGGAGUUUACCAACGGAGAGUUUACCGACUCCGAGAAGAAGAAAAUUAUGGCGAAUGAGCGACUUGCUGAGAUAGCUCUGACGGAUCCUAAGAGGGUCAAGAGGAUUCUGGCGAAUCGGCAGUCAGCAGCCAGGUCAAAGGAGCGCAAGAUGAGGUACAUUCAGGAGCUUGAGCAUAAGGUGCAAGUGCUGCAGACAGAGGCUACGACACUCUCAGCACAGUUGACAAUGCUGCAGAGGGACUCAGCUGGAUUGGCUACUCAGAACAACGAGUUGAAAAUAAGGCUUCAAGCAAUGGAGCAACAAGCACAGCUGAGAGAUGCCCUGAACGAAGCGUUAACCGCCGAGGUCCAACGUCUGAAACUCGCGACUGGGGAGGUAACCGAUGGCCGGAUGCCGAAGGGCCUACAGCAGCAGAUGAACUCCCAGAUGCUCCAGAUCCAGCAGCUGCAGGUUCAGCAGCAGGCGCCCCAGGCACAGCAGCAGGGCCAGCGACAGCAGCAGCAGCAGCCUCAGAAAUCGGCAUAGAUCAGGUCAGGUCGAGAGAAGGACGCUGAAGCUAAUUGAGCUUGAGCAUGACCAAUUGAAGGAUGCUGGGUGGGGAGAAAAAACCCGAGUCUUUUGCGUAUAUCAGACAUGUUGUAGGAUAGCUGCAAUAGUAGGGCGACAGGCGCCGUGGUGCCGCUGUUUCAGUUGGUUUCGCCGAGUCAAGUACCUUAGCUGGAGUAUGUCGUCUUGGUGUCGUAGUACCAUACAUGAUUGCCUGCCUAUUGUUGAGGCGUCUUGGUAGCGUCCCUGAACGUUCUCUCGGAGGUGCUUCUUCUGUUCUUUUGUCUAAGGGGGCUAGGGUGUCACAAA
Molecule: messenger RNA, 1837 nt
Organism: Zea mays
Lineage: Eukaryota; Viridiplantae; Streptophyta; Magnoliopsida; Poales; Poaceae
Biological process (GO): regulation of DNA-templated transcription
Cellular component (GO): nucleus
Molecular function (GO): DNA-binding transcription factor activity
Source: RefSeq, marked provisional